Messenger RNA from Acanthamoeba castellanii str. Neff, 1443 nucleotides. RefSeq lists its product as uncharacterized. Bases 1 to 1443 code for a protein of 480 amino acids. Lineage: Eukaryota; Discosea; Longamoebia; Acanthamoebidae. The record is from RefSeq and is a predicted model, not a curated record. The transcript has a single exon. Gene Ontology annotation, molecular function: protein binding.
AUGCCAGAGCUGCUGGCCCUGGUCUUCAGCCACGUUGACCCUCUCACCCAGCCCUGCUGUCGCGCUGUGUGCCGCCGAUGGAACUCCAGCUACGCCCUCUCCCGCGUCAAGUUGGGUCCCGACUCUGACACCCCGCGGGAGCAGUCCCACGCCACCACAUUGACACCGGCUGGCCACCCUCUCGACCAGCGGUUCUGCGCGCAGUUGGCCGGCGAGGGCCGGCUCAGCGUGCUCGAGUGGGCCCGCGCCAACGGCGCGCCGUGGGACCCGACGACCUGUGCGGCGGCGGCCAGGCGCGGCGACCUCGCGUUGCUCCAGCACCUGCGGCGGCGCGCCACCAACGACAACGACCACGACCAGAAGGAGGAGGAGGCCUGUCCGUGGGACGCGUCGACCACGUCGGCCGCGGCCAGGGCGGGCCAUCUCGACGUGCUCGAGUGGGCACUGGCCCACGGGUGUCCCAUCGCCACGUCCACCAUCUGCAACAAGGCCGCGGCGGGCGGCCAACUGGCGAUGCUCCAGCACCUGCGCGUCCUCGAUUGCGCGUGGUCCGUGUCGACCUGCGCCCGAGCGGCGCAGGGCGGGCACCUCGAGGUCCUGCAGUGGACCCGCGCCGGCGGUUGUCCGUGGGACCCGACCACGUGUGCGUUGGCGGCCGAGGGCGGCCACCUCGAGACUCUCCGCUGGGCGCGCGACAACGGGUGUCUGUGGGACCGCCGCGUCUGCAUGUUGGCGGCCAAGGGCGGCCACCUCGAGGUGCUCCAGUGGGCGCGGGCCAACGGUGCGCCGUGGGACGAGUGGGUGCCGGCGCUGGCGGCCGGCGGGGGCCAUAUGGCAGUGCUCGAGUGGGCGCGGGCCAACGGCGCGCCGUGGGACGGGCGAACCUGUUUGACCGCGGCCCAGGGGGGCCACCUUGCGGUGCUCGAGUGGGCGCGGGCCAACGGCUGCCAGUGGGACGAGCGGACCUGCGCCGCCGCGGCUGAGGGCGGCCAGCUCGAGGCCCUCCAGUGGGCGACCGCCAACGGCUGCCCGUGGGGCAACCACACGUGGGCCAGCAUCGUGCUGCGCGGCGGCGCCGAUAUGCUGCGGUGGGCGCGCGAACACGGCGGCUGGCCGUGGGACGUCCGGGCAUCGCGCGCGGCGGCGAGUCGGGGCGAUCUGGGCCUGCUGCAGGCCGCCUGCACCGAGAACGGGCCGUGGGACGAAGAGACGUGUUCGGCGACGGCGACCGGAGGGCAUCUGGCGGUGGUCCAGUGGCUGCGGGCCAAGGGCUGCCCGUGGGACGCGCGGACGUGCACCUACGCCGCGCUGCACGGCCACCUGGAGGUCGUGAAGUGGGCUCGCGCCAACGGCUGUCCGUGGCAGGCCAGCACCAUCCGGAUGGCCAGACGGCGCAGGGCGGUGCUGCAGUGGGCCGCUGAGCACGGGUUAACUCUAGAUUGA